Chelonoidis abingdonii (Abingdon island giant tortoise) is the source of this 2574-nucleotide messenger RNA. Lineage: Eukaryota; Metazoa; Chordata; Testudines; Testudinidae. The record is from RefSeq and is a predicted model, not a curated record.
AUGGAGAAUCGCUGCAGGAAAAGGCAAGUUCUGUCUUUCUUUCUGUGUCUGUGUGUGUCCUUGGGGGCGUGUGAGACGAUCCGCUUUUCUAUGCCCGAAGAGAAGAAAAGCGGGUCCCUAGUUGCUAAUAUUGCAAAGGAUUUGAAACUGGAUGCAGGGCAAUUGUCUGGUCGCAGUGCCCGGCUGAAUUCUAAAAGCAGCAAGCAAUAUUUUGAGCUGAACACUGGCUCCGGGGAUGUGAUAAUAAAGGAGAAAAUAGACCGUGAGGAUCUGUGCGGACAGAGGGACCCGUGUUUGCUGCAAUUCGAAAUUGUGUUGGAAAAUCCACUGCAGCUGUACAGAAUGGAGGCACAGAUAGAUGAUGUGAAUGACAAUUCCCCUAAAUUCUCUAAAAAUGAAUUCGUAUUUAAAAUACCUGAACUGUUCCCCGUAAAUAGCCGCUUCCCCUUGGAAAGGGCCCGAGAUUCAGAUAUAGGAACAAACGGCAUCCAGAGUUACGCAAUCAGCUCCAAUGAGCACUUCAGCCUGGAUGUGCUUUCUCAGGGGGACGGCAAUAAAUACGCGGAGCUGGUAUUAGAGAAACAAUUAGAUCGGGAGGAGCAGGCGCAGCUGAUGCUGAUUCUCACAGCCGCCGAUGGGGGCCUGCCACAGAGAACCGGCACAGCCCGAAUACGCGUUAAUGUGCUGGACAACAACGAUAAUUUCCCGCAGUUUAGUCAGUCGGUGUACAAGGUGCAGUUAAUGGAAAAUAGUCCUAAAGGUACUUUGGUCACUAAGGUUGAAGCCAGUGAUUUGGAUCAAGGCUCAAAUGCAGAAAUCACCUAUUCAUUCGGGCAGAUCCCUGACGGAGUCCUCACGUUAUUUCAGCUAAAUCCGUUCACUGGCGAAAUCACUGUUUUGGGGAUAAUUGAUUUUGAAGAAGCAGAAAUGUAUGAAAUAGAAAUUCAGGCCACGGAUGGCGGCGGUUUAUCUGCGCAUUGCAAAGUCCUGGUGGAAAUCGAGGACAGGAAUGACAACGCUCCGGAAGUGACACUGACAUCUCUCACCAGCACCAUACCCGAGGACUCGUCCCCGGAGACAGUGGUGGCCCUGUUCAGUGUGAGCGACCGAGACUCCGGGGACAAUGGCAGAACGCUCUGCUCCAUUCAGGACAAUGUCCCAUUUGCUUUAAAAUCGACUCUGAAGAAUUAUUACGAGCUUGUUACGCAAAAGCCCCUGGACCGAGAGAAAGUGCCUGAGUAUAACAUAACCAUCACAGCCACAGACCGGGGCACUCCGAGGCUCACCUCCGUGAGGGUCAUCCGAGUUCAGCUAUCGGAUAUUAAUGACAACCCCCCUGUAUUUAAUGAAAGUUCAUACGUCAUGUACCUGAAGGAGAACAACCCCCCGGGCCUGUUGAUUGGAACUGUCCGUGCUGCUGACCUAGACACGGAGCAGAAUGCCAAAGUGACGUAUUCGGCAUUGCCUGGCAACAUCGGUGACCUCCCCUUCUCCUCCUCCAUCUCCAUAAACUCGGAGAACGGGAAGGUGUACGCGCUGCAGUCUCUGGAUUAUGAGCAAAGGAGGGAUUUCCAGGUUACAGUGAGAGCUGCAGAUGGCGGGCCCCCGCCACUGAGCUCUGAAGUCAUUGUCCGAGUUGUGAUCAUUGACGAAAAUGACAACGCCCCCUUCAUUUUAUACCCUCUGCAGAACAGCAGCUCCCCCGCUAAUGACCUGGUUCCCAGAUCGGCGGAGGCGGGUUCCCUGGUGACGAAGGUGGUGGCUGUGGAUGGAGAUUCCGGUCAGAAUUCUUGGCUUUCCUACCAGCUGCUCAAGGCCACAGACCCAAGUCUCUUCACUGUGGGGCUCCAAACCGGGGAAGUGAAAACCAGCAGGCCUAUAACGAGCCCGGACUCUGUGAAACAGAAACUUAUCGUCCUGGUUAGAGACAACGGAGAGCCGCCCAGAUCCACCACCUCGACGCUUAAUGUGCUUCUGGUGGAUGGGUUUUCAGACGCUUACAUGCAGUUACUGGAUGUACCACAAGAGGAGGAGCAGCAGGACACGUUAACCCUGUAUCUAGUCAUUUCUUUGUCUUUCAUUUCAUUCCUUUUUCUGGUUUCUGUGGUAACGAUUAUCUCGGUCCGGCUGUACAAAACAAGGCAGUGCCGAGAUCAGUAUGUUCCAUCGUCCAGGAACUUUUAUAGUGACCGCAACUUCCCCACAAAUCGUGCAGAGACGAGCGGCACUGGGACUCUGCCUCAAUCUUAUUGUUAUGAGGUUUGCUUGACAACUGGGUCUGGUACCAGCGAGUUUAAAUUUCUCAGGCCGCUGAUACCGUCUCUACCCGCUGACACCAUCUCUGCAGGAGGGUCCAUACUUGACUCUCAGAUUAACUCUCAGCUAAAAGAGGAGAAAGAAUCGGUGAGAGAGGUGAACCACAAGGUGGCGAUAUUAGCAAAGACGGUGCUGAAAAUGCAUCUUUUUGGACUCUGUCGGCACUCACUGGAAACUGCAUGCAGACGUUUGGAUCCAGACGGCAACGGGUCUGCGCCGGGAACGGAUGACAAAGGAUUACAGGGAAAGGGCGGUUGA